Molecule: messenger RNA, 2226 nt
Organism: Cyprinodon tularosa
Lineage: Eukaryota; Metazoa; Chordata; Actinopteri; Cyprinodontiformes; Cyprinodontidae
Gene: slc25a25a
Product: solute carrier family 25 member 25a
Exons: 10
Coding region: 1-1416 (471 amino acids)
Biological process (GO): transmembrane transport
Cellular component (GO): mitochondrial inner membrane
Molecular function (GO): ATP transmembrane transporter activity; calcium ion binding
Source: RefSeq, a predicted model, not a curated record
AUGCUGGGCUUGUGCCUUUACGUCCCCGUGUCCAACUCGGACCCAGUGGAAGUGGAAUACUUUGAAUCUAACGGACUACCGUCGGAGCUGAAGUCUCUGUUCAACCAACUCAGCGUGUUUCUGCCCUCCCAGGAGUUCUCCACCUACCAAGAAUGGAGAAAGAAAACUGUGGAGGGGGGAGAGAAAAAAGCCGACGGGCAGCUGGACUUUGAGGAGUUUGUUCACUAUCUACAGGACCACGAGAAAGACCUGAAACUUGUAGUGAAGAGUCUCGACAGGAAGAAUGCAGGCCGCAUCGAUCCCACCGAGCUGAUGCAGUCUCUGCGUGACCUUGGCGUCCAUAUUUCCCUGCAGCAUGCCGAGACGGUCAUUAAGAGUAUGGAUAAGAAUGGCAUAAUAACGAUUGGCAGUAAGGACUGGAGUAAAUGCCCCACAGCGGAGAAAACUGAAAACAUUCCAGAGAUCAUCCUUUACUGGAAACACUCCACGAUAUUUGAUGUGGGUGAGAACCUGAUGGUGCCUGAUGAAUUCACUCUAGAAGAGAAGCAGACUGGAAUGUGGUGGAGACACCUGGUCGCAGGUGGAGGAGCUGGAGCUGUUUCCAGAACCUGCACCGCCCCGCUGGACCGUAUCAAAGUCAUGAUGCAGGUUUACGGGUCUCGGACCAACAACAUGUGCAUUAUGAGCGGCCUCAUGCAGAUGAUCAAAGAGGGUGGCACGCGGUCGCUGUGGCGCGGCAACGGGGUGAACGUCAUCAAGAUCGCGCCUGAAUCAGCUCUAAAGUUCAUGGCCUAUGAGCAGAUUAAGCGUCUAAUCGGCAGCGAUAAGGAGACUCUGAGCAUUUUGGAGAGAUUUGUGGCGGGUUCUUUGGCUGGAGUAAUAGCCCAGAGCACUAUCUACCCCAUGGAGGUUCUAAAAACCCGUCUGGCUCUGAGGAAAACCGGUCAGUACGCUGGAAUCUCUGACUGUGCCAAGCAGAUUUUCAGGAAGGAAGGCCUGGGUGCCUUUUACAAAGGCUAUGUCCCCAACAUGCUGGGCAUCAUCCCCUACGCAGGCAUCGACCUGGCGGUUUACGAGACGCUGAAGAACAGCUACCUGCAGCAGUAUGGCACCAACAGCACGGACCCCGGCGUGGUGGUCCUGCUGGCCUGUGGGACAGUGUCCAGCACCUGCGGUCAGCUAGCCAGCUACCCCCUGGCUCUGGUCCGAACCCGCAUGCAGGCACAAGCUGUGGUGGAGGGUAACCAGCAGCAGGUGUCCAUGAGUGGCGUCUUCAGGCAGAUCCUGCAGAAUGAAGGCCCCACAGGUCUCUACAGGGGCCUGGCCCCCAACUUCCUCAAAGUCAUCCCCGCCGUCAGCAUCAGCUAUGUGGUGUACGAGCACCUGAAGUCUCAGCUGGGGGUGACAUCCCGCUGAUCGCCAUCGAACCCGCCGCAUACUCUCGAUUGCACCAAACUCUGUCCUAGAGCUCGCAUUAGAAUCCCGCCGGUGGUUCGUGUGGCCGUCUCAUUCUGUGAAUGUCAGCUGACGUCAUGCUGGGGAGGAGAUUAUGGACUCUGUGAGCUCAGGUUGUCAGGAUAAUGACUGCUGCUAUUUAUACUGAGACUCAGAUGAAAAGCGACUGAAUGGGGGAAAUGGAGGACCAAAUGUUUUUUGUUUGUGAGUCAGAUGUCCAGGUCUUUCUAUGUUUGCACCACCAUUUCUCUGGGGUAAACCUACUGCCACCCUGUUAUUCUGUUGUGAGAAGAUUUUGCACAAACUCUUUGUCUUCUCUCCCUCUCUCGCGUCCUGAAUGUCUGAGCACUGAGUGACUAUUUAUUUUCACCCCCUCCUGUAUUUAUUGCUCUCUUUAGGUAAAGAGAACAAGCCAAUAGUGCUGUUAGAUUCACGGUGUGGGAUGAUCGCCUUAACAUCCGUCGAACACUAAAUAUAAUCGUGAAGUUUUAUUUUCAAAACAGAAAAGUUUGUGAGCACAUGUGUGCCUUUCAGAGGAAUGUUGUCCUUAAUGUUCACCUCAGGUUGAAGGGAAAUGUAUUACUGUUCACUGAUGAGCACGUUUGUUCAAAAUGAGGAGUUUGGGGGAAAUGAGCAGCAUUUUGCACUUUAAUUAAUGUUAGAUGGGGCUAUAAAUGACUUGUCAACGCAGGAUGAGAAGCUUUUGUGAAGAAUUACAUUUUAGUAUUUUAAUGGACCAUGUUGAUGCAAAUAAAUGCAUACUUAUAUAAA